Molecule: messenger RNA, 1815 nt
Organism: Lactuca saligna
Lineage: Eukaryota; Viridiplantae; Streptophyta; Magnoliopsida; Asterales; Asteraceae
Source: the annotation of a GenBank genome assembly
AUGUAUCAAAGUGUGUCUAGGGCGAGUAAAAUUUUGAAGUACUAUAAGACGAAACCAGUUUCGGGUCCUAGAGUGAUAACUCCUGAAAUUCAAAAGUCCUUGGAUGAAGCUGAUACUCUAAAGAAAAGAGGUAAGAAGGGAGAUAAAUUGAAAAAGGGAAAAGAUGGUCCAUAUUCUCAAGCCCUUACUCCUAAGAAGCAUAAGGGUACAUGUGCUAACCCUUCAGCUCCCAAGAAGCAAAAGCUCAAGAAGAUGGCAAUGACCCCUCCUUCUUCCCCAAGCGAUAGUGAUUACGCUACUUCUAAUACGGAGGUUGUCGAGAAAAGCGACAAUGAAGACUCCCAAAUUGAUGAUUCGAUCCACGGUCAUUCACCUCUAUCAACACCAAACCAAUCGGUAAAUCUUGAUGCUAAAAUUCCAUCUCCAACUCAUUCUCCUACUCAUACCACUACUCCAGUUACUAUCGCUCCAUGUCUACCUCCAGUUUCCACCCAACCACCCACUUGUAUUUCACAGCAAAACCUAAUUUUUCUAAAUCUACUACUACCACCACUACAGCCGGACCUAAUGUUGAUGCCAAUGAAUCUGAUGCAGGGGCAAAGACAUCAGUUACGAAGAUUCCCUAUCACUCAGAAGGAUUUGGAAGCCCUAAAUGCGAAACUAGAUACUAUCCUUGCCUCUUCGACUACUUCUUCCAGCCAAGCUUACUCUGAAGCCGUUGUAAAGGGUAUGCUUGCCACUUUAGUUAAGGAACAUGAUGCCAAUCUUGUUAAAGCCAAAAAAGUAGUUGAGGAUUCUGCUCAUUCUUGUCUGCAAGCGACCGAAAAGGUCGAUAAACUAAUCUCUGACACGAAAGCUUUUAUAAUAGAUAUCAACACAGCUGUAGCGAAAAAUGCUCCAAAUGUGAAUGAUGCAAUCGUCAACCUCAAUGCUUCGCUUCGUAAAGAAUGUGAGUCUAUUGAGAAGCUACAGGCUGAUAUUUCUGCUGACAACUCUGCUUUUCAGACAUGUAUCUCUUCAAGCCUUUCUAAAUUUCAAGAAGAUUUAGAUGUUGAAAGCAAAUUCAUGGUCGAACUUGCACUCCGCGCCACUCAACUGAAGACUCAAGAAAUUAAGCUCAAGCAUGCGCAAAAAGAGAUAGACGAACUCAAAUAUGAGCGAACAGUUAAGAAAAGUUGUGUGAGUGAUGUCAACUCGUUGUUAUCCAAUCUCGUCGAAGCUUGUGACCCAAUCUUGGCCAUCACUAUUAGAUGGCACCUUGCUGACAAGCUUUGCCCUGCUAUCGCUUUGUUGAACAGGCUAGAGAGUGUUCUAGAGGCCCCUGUCCCUCCAGAACAUGGGGAGAUUGCUCGUGAUCUAGAACUGAAUGAAAAUGCUCGCAUAGCGAGGGAAGAUGAAGAGAAAGAGCUAAAGGGGAAAGAAGAUGAUGAUACAUUGGAAUGUAGAAAACUAUUGUUUCCUAUGUGGACGUUAGAGCGGAUGAUGCAUGAAGUUGUUGAUCUUCCUAGUGUGCACUGGUUGGAACCGGUUGCUUCUUUUGAUCUGGAUAACACGAAGGACUCCCAGUUUGAUAUGCCGUUUACAAGAAGAGCCUUCAUGUUUCACUAUUUCGAUACAAUAGCCGAAGUUUCCUCUCCAGAUAUCAAAGUAGACAAAGCCCUCAUUGAUUUUUAUCUCGCUUUUGGUAUACUGCAAUACUUAACCUGGAGUGCCCAGAAAAUCACAACAGUAAAAGUCAUAGGACCCAUUGCUAUUGUCGGUUUCAUGAACGUCAAAUUCAAAGUGACGAGGGGUUCAGAAAAUUCCCUGCAUUAA